Messenger RNA from Rhizophagus irregularis DAOM 181602=DAOM 197198, 630 nucleotides. Lineage: Eukaryota; Fungi; Glomeromycota; Glomeromycetes; Glomerales; Glomeraceae. The record is from RefSeq and is a predicted model, not a curated record.
UUCAAAGUAUUUUACAUUAUUGUGAAAAAAUUAAAUUUAUUCAUUUUACAAAAUUAAAUCAUGAUAAUAUUCCAGAUUUAAAUGAUUUGAUUUUAAAUUUUAGUAAUACUUUAAAAUAUCUUACCCUUGAUAUUGAUUGUAUAAGAAUAACUACUCCUUAUAUGGAAGAUGAUGAUUCUAAUGUUAUUCAAAAUAUGAAAAAAACAAGUACCCUUUUAUUACAACAACUUGGUCAAUUAUUACCUCCUACUUUAGAAUAUAUUGAUUUAUUUUUAAUAAUUGAUCCUAUUAAUCUUGAAAUUUUUUUAAAUAAUAUUAAACAUAUUAAGAAUUUAAAAAAAUUAUUACUUAGAAAUUCAAGAGAAUUUUAUUUAGAUGAAAAUUUAAAAUUAUUAAAAGAUUUUAUUAUUGAAAUGUUUAGUAUAAAAUAUUUUUCUUAUAGAAUUGGUAAAGGUGCUGAUACUCUUGAAUGGGAUUUAGGUGGUAAUAAUUCAAAAGAAAAAGAAAAAUCAAAAGAAUUUGAAUCUUUUGUUAAAGUUCGAAAAUAUUCUGAAGUAAUGGUUAGAAUGACUGAACCAUUUUAUAAUGAUUUUACUGCAAAUUAUGCAUUGUGAAAAAAAAAAAAAAAAA